ACUCAUCUUGCCUUGUGCUUAACUCCACAAUAACUGGGAGUCGCGUGUAGGUGUGUGCCCACUUGCAAUACCUUUCGAGAGAGAUACAUGGCCGAAUCAAGGCCGGUCCAAAGUCGCAACAAGAAACAGGCUCUAGGAAAUAUCACCGUCGAAAAGGCUUUUGACUUGGGAGAAGAGGAAGAGGUCAUCCACCGACAGCUCGGGUUCAGGCCGACAAAUGUCCACUCGAUCGCAGCUCGAGCGAUGACAGGAGAGCCUACGGUGUUGCGGCUGUAUCCACUGGCGGUCUCACUGAAGGGUGCGCGGGCCCGUAAUGCCGAGCGACAACCCUUCCCGACGAUGUACUGGCUCUCGUGCCCAUCUCUGAAGGCGGCUGUGUCGCAACUGGAGAACCAAGGCCUCAUCCUUGAAUGGGAGCGAAGAUUGCAGGCUGACCCAGGAAUCAUGGCAGACAUGGAAGCUGCCCAUAAGAGCUACGCCGAGGAACGGUGGUCGUUGCUUUCUGCAGAAGACGUGGAUACCAUCAAGCGGCAAGGGUGGGAGAAGUCUUUCUCCAACGGAGUGGCAGGCAUAGUUCAGCCCCGCCAUAUCAAGUGCCUCCACACCCACUUCGCUCAUUUUUUGGCAACGGGCCGCAACGUAGUCGGGAAGUGGACUCAAGAGGCUCUGGAUGCUGGGAAACACUUGCCGGUGGCAAAAGACGGCUGAGUGGAUCCUAUCGCAUUUAUCACCCCGUUGUGAUCUGAACCAUUGGUUUGCCGUAAUCAGUAAUCAGCCAUGCAUACGAGAACGCAUGAAUGCCGACUCGACGGUAACACGGGGUCAACACGUGUAUCGCGAUGCCCCGGGUCGUGUACCUGCAUGCCGACACAUUGCCCCCGUCGUCGUGGAGGUACACGAUCCGGGGUAUCGCGUUACACGUGUUGACUCCUCUCCUAGGGCCAAGCACCUCGUAACUGAUCAUAGGCUGGCAGAUGAACUUUUUUUUGCAGACAUUAUGCAGCGUCCUCUCCUCCCGCUGUUAUUUUUUUUUCACAUCUAUUCUAUGCUUGAAUGUCGCAUACGACAUAAGAGAACACACCCUGGACCAAUGUUCAAAGCUCGAUUUUUUUACAGCAGAGAGAGUCGCAGCGAGGAAAACGGCGGCGUUGAAGCCGUCUGGUCGAGAGCCCUCCGAAAACGUAUCGUUUCGUUUAUGCAUCCUCUUCGUCGUGGAGUGAUCGAGCUUUGAAAAUCGGUCCAGGGGGUGUGUUACCUUGUGUCAUAUACGGUAGUGGUAGGCCUGUCCUGUCCUCAACGUCUUGCGUGCAAAGGGAACCCCCCCCCGUUUGCGUUCUCAAACCUCGAGCGCAGCGCACCGAGAUUAAGCAGCUUGAGAAUGGCCGCACUGACGGCAACGGUUUGCCAUGGAACCAUGUCUUGUCAGAUGUUUCUCACUGAGCGGGCCUGUGCUGUUUUGGCCUUGCUUUGUUCUAGAAGUUCCCUCUGGUGAACUUUGAGUUUGUUCUUGGCGCGUGUGUGGUCAGCAGCGGCCUUUCUGCGUAGCCCAGCUUGCUGAAUUAACACACACGCACAUAAGUACGUCGCCAGAAUACUUGCUUUGGCGACUAGUUGACGCAUAGCAUACGGUUGGACCUUGCCUUGAGUACGUUUCGUACAACCACGAGAUAACGCCAGUCAGAUAUCACCUGCCCAAGGGGUCUUGUCAUCUGAUUGUUUGGCACGUGAGGAUCCAGGAUACGCGUUCAAGUGUGUUUCGGUCGGUUUGUUUUGCUCGGAUGGUGCAGCCCCCGGGCGGCCCCCAUCCCCUUACUUUGUGUUCCUUGCGGUCUGUUGCGACCAAAUAAGGUACAUUUUCCGUUGAUUUUUUCCCUCUGGCAACUCC
This is a messenger RNA of Ectocarpus sp. CCAP 1310/34, 1885 nucleotides long. The record is from the annotation of a GenBank genome assembly. NCBI's taxonomy places the organism in Eukaryota, Phaeophyceae, Ectocarpales, Ectocarpaceae.